AAAAACACGAGGUGAAUAAAAAUGAGCAACCCUAAUAACAACCCAUAUAACUACCCCUACAACUACCCUCCUGCCCCAUACCCUCCUGUCGCCCACCCCCACUACCCUCCUCACUAUCCACCGCAGUACCCUCCAAGCCACGUCCACUAUCCACCCCACUACGCUUACCAAUACGGUCAAAAUCCCUACCAGCCUCAUCCUGGCUACCCACCUCAGAUGGCUCAUCACGCCAGCCAUGCACCGAUGCCAGCAUACCCUGCGCAAGCGCAGGUACAGCCGCAAGUGCCAAAGAAGCCGAAGAGCAAGUCACCGCUUGACACACAAGAAGAGAUCAAAAAGUGGGUUGAAAGCAGGAAGAGAAAUUAUCCUUCGAAGAAGAACAUUGAGAAGAAGGAGAAGAUGAUCAAAGCUAAGGCUGAGAAAGGAAUUCCAGUGACUUUGGGGUCGUUGAAGAAUAUGGAGAACAUCAGCUUAUUAGAAAAGAAGCUUAGGAAUGAGCAUGUUAGACCAACUAAACCAGAGGGCCAUAUGAACAAGAGAAAGAGAAAAAGACCCCAUAAUAAAGAUAGAAGCACCAAGAUUGUUAAAUUUGAAGAAGGAGAUCAAACCACACCUUUGAAAGAGGGGACUCAAGCCCUAGAGAUGCAGAAAGAGAAACUUGUAACUGAGGAAGGAACUAAGGAGAUGAAGAAACAUGAAAAUUCUAGAGCUCAAUCUCAAAAGAAACAGCAGAAUAAAGCUAAUGCGAAGCUGCCUUUCAAGUACAAAAAGAACACUAUUUAUUCUGACCUAAUCAAGAAGGAAAAGGAAGCAGAAGCUACUGUGCUUCUUCAAUGCUUCAGGUAUAUCAUUAAGCAAAAUCUUCUCUAAUUCUGAUCUUGUUUCAAUAUUCC
Messenger RNA from Moneuplotes crassus, 893 nucleotides. The record is from the annotation of a GenBank genome assembly. NCBI's taxonomy places the organism in Eukaryota, Ciliophora, Spirotrichea, Euplotida, Euplotidae.